Eptesicus fuscus (big brown bat) is the source of this 1767-nucleotide messenger RNA. It is a transcript of the gene ANKRD55, whose product is annotated as ankyrin repeat domain 55. Gene Ontology annotation, molecular function: protein binding. The transcript has 11 exons. The record is from RefSeq and is a predicted model, not a curated record. Lineage: Eukaryota; Metazoa; Chordata; Mammalia; Chiroptera; Vespertilionidae. The coding region runs from base 1 to 1767 and encodes 588 amino acids.
AUGCAGCCGGCAAGCAUGGAGUUCAGCGCCCCGGCCGGGCUCGAGCCGCAGCGAGGUGACUCCUCGGAGGAAGUGGACCUGAGCCUGGUGUACCAGGCGGCGUCCAGCGGCGACGUCCGCGCGCUGACCGCCCUGAUCCGGGAGGACCCCUCCGUCCUGGAGAGCCGUGACACCGAAGGGUGCACACCCCUGAUGCACGCGGUGUCCGGGCGGCAGGUGGACACGGCGAAGCUGCUGCUGAAGAUGGGAGCCAACGUCAACACCCAGGACGCCGAGGGCCGCACCAGCCUGUGCCUGGCCGCCUACCUGGGCUGGCUGGAGGGCUGCGUGAGUCUGCUCCGCAACGGCGCCAAGCACGGCAUCCCCGACAAGAACGGCCGCCUGCCGCUGCACGCCGCCACGGCCGAGCCCGACGUGAGGCUGCUGGCGGUGCUGGUGCAGCAGUGCGGCCUCAGCGAGGUCAACCACCAGGACAGCGAGGGAAUGACCCCCCUCCACUGGGCGGCCUUCCACAACCAGCCGCAGCACACCCAGGUCCUGCUGAGGAAGGGGGCCGACCCCACCCUGGUGGACAGGGACUUCAGGACGGCCCUGCACUGGGCGGUGCAGAGCGGGAACAGGCUGCUGUGCUCCAUCAUCCUGAGCCACCACCAGGGCCCGUCCAUCAUCAACUGUGACGACGAGAGCGGGAAGACGUGCGUGCACAUGGCCGCGGCCGCGGGCUUCAGCGACAUCAUCACGGAACUGGCCCGCGUCCCCGAGUGCAACCUGCAGGCUCUGGACCUGGACGACAGGACACCCCUGCACUGGGCGGCGGCGGCCGGGAAGGCGGAGUGCGUGCGGUCCCUGCUGGACCUGGGCGUGGACAGCAGCCUGCGGGACGUCAACGAGAGCGCGCCGCUGGCCUACGCGCUGCACUGCGGCCACGCGGCCUGCGUGCGGCUCCUCGCCCGCGGCGGGGCCAGAGCAGAGCCGGCCCGGGCCCUGCCCGCCCCGAGCGGCCGGCCCCCGCGGAAGGAGGGCCGAGGCCGCGUGCUGCGUCAGAUCCUGGGCAGAGGCCGGAAGGAGGAGCAGCGGGCCGCGCCGGGGGACCCCGGGGAGCUCCCCUCGGGCGUCGACGACAUCAUGGCCACCUUCGACAGCACCGCGGAGACGGGCUGCCCGGAGCAGGGGCCCAGGGCGGACGCGAACCAGAGGAGCUCGGGGGGCUGCGCGCACCCCCUGCCCGAGCAGAGGCCGCCAGCCCGGCCGGGGCUCCCGCCGCUCAGAGCGCAGAGCCUCCCGCCCAUCACGCCGGGCAGCCACCUGCGGACGGCCUCCCACGCCGGCCUGGGCCCUGGCGCCCCCCACGCGGCCCCCAGAUCUCAGCAACGCUGCGGCGAGCAGGACUCACUGAGCCACAGGCCCGGCGGCCAGGCACUGCCCGACCCCUGGAGAGGCGACUCCGGCCAGGGGCUCCCCAGGGUGUGGCCGGGGCCCCCCGCCGAGAAGCUGCUGGACAGGUUGCUCCCCGGCAGGUCCCGGCACCAGGACGUCCCGGGGCCUCCACACCUGCCUCAUCUGCCUACUCCCUCAGCAGGGCCAGGUUUCCCGCAUCGCUCCCCACACAGACCCGAGGUCAGGGACGUGCCCUUCGCCCGGACCAGCCUGGCCCCCCUGGCCGACCGGAAAUUUCUGUCCGGAGAGCCCCUGCGGACGAACCGCGUGCUCCCCGCCAUCCCCAGCCAGCGGGGCCGCGGGGCCGCGGAGGAGGGCGAGGAGCACUGA